GAGACAAUUUUCUGCCUCCCUCACGCUCCAGCGAUCGCAGUCACAGUGACUGCUGGCUUGCCUCCACACACAGGCACACACACUGAGUCACACACACUGCAGUAGAGCGCUCUCUCUCUCGCUCUCUCUCCCUCUUCCCCUCUCUCUCUCUCUCUCUCUCUCUCUCUCUCUCUCUCUCUGCCAGCAGUCGUCCCACCUUGCGAGCAGAAAACACUCCAUCGUACGGGACCGGCUGCUGCUUCCUUUGAAGCUCCGUCUCUCUGCUCAGUCUCUGCCAACCAGUCUCUCUAUCUCCCUCUCUCUCUCUUUCUCUCUCUCUCUCUGCUCAUCCCGCUCUCCCUCUCCCUCGCCGCUCAGACCAGGGUUGAGUAUUGUCGGGGUUGAGGGGGUUUGUGUUGUCAGUUAGAGGAGGGAACAUGCAGCAUCCUGGAGGAACAUGCGUGGCGUUACCCAACGUGGACGCCUGUCCUCAGCUGUCCUGCGCCGCCCUCACCUUCAUGUAUUUACAGCAGGGUAACCAGGACACCGCGGCACCCCCGGACCCAUCCAUGGCUCAGGCUUACCCAUCAGCCCAGUUCGCCCCCCCUCCCCAGAACGGCAUUCCUGCUGAGUUCACAGCUUCACACCCCCAUCCACAUCCACACUCCCACCCACAUCCACACCAGCACCCAGCAGCACCACAGGACUACACCGGUGUCCAGGCCUCCGUCAGCGAGCAUCCACUCAACAUGUACCAGUCCUCGCAGAGCCACAGUGAGCAGGGCGGGUCAGACGCCGGCAGUCAGACGGUCACCGGCACAGCCACACAGACAGAUGAUGCGGCGCAGACGGACAGUCAGCCGCCAACACAGACCGUACCUGAAAGCACAGACAGCAAGGCCCAGCCCAAGAGACUUCAUGUCUCCAACAUCCCCUUCAGGUUCAGAGACCCAGACCUCAGGCAAAUGUUCGGCCAAUUUGGCAAAAUCUUAGAUGUGGAAAUCAUCUUCAACGAACGCGGUUCGAAGGGUUUUGGGUUCGUAACGUUCGAGCAUAGCGUGGACGCCGACAGGGCCAGAGAGAAAUUACAUGGCACCGUGGUAGAAGGUCGUAAAAUAGAGGUCAACAAUGCAACAGCCCGAGUAAUGACAAAUAAGAAGACUGUCAACCCAUAUGCAAAUGGCUGGAAGUUAAAUCCAGUGGUCAGCGCUGUCUACAGCCCCGAAUUCUAUGCAGUCCCAGGUUUUCCCUACCCAGCAGCCAGUGCAGCAGCAGCGUACAGAGGAGCCCACCUACGGGGUCGAGGACGGACCGUGUACAACACAUUCAGGGCAGCUGCCCCACCCCCCCACAUCCCAGCUUACGGAGGUGUUGUUUACCAGGAUGGAUUUUAUGGUGCAGAUAUUUAUGGUGGUUACGCUGCCUACAGAUAUGCCCAGCCUACUGCUGCCACAGCUGCUGCAUACAGUGACAGAACGCCUUCGCCCCGCUGACAGAUGCCAAAACUCGGAGCCACGCCGACGAUGUGGGGCUGGUGCUGUCCUCUCUGCAGGCUAGUAUAUACCGAGGAGGCUACAGUCGCUUCGCACCCUAUUAGCAACACCUCCGACCUAAAGUCAACCUUCCAACAGGACAGAAAGAAAGUGUGUGUGCGCGCGAGUGUGUGAGUGAAUGAGAGAGAGAGUUACCAGAGGAGAGACGUUACUGAGGCCCGGGUAUUGCAAUACAUGCAGUUUGUGCAUCAUUUCAGCAUCUCCUAAGAGAGAGGUACAAAAAAAAAAAAAAAGAAUAAGAAUAAAAUGACAGCUGAUAUUUUUCAUCUUAUACCUCAGAUAUUUUGUGCUGUGUAUUUUGAUAUUGUGGGUUUUUAAUUUCUAAAGAUUUAAACGUAGAUGAUCAGCUGUAGAGGUUUUUCCAUGGUACUAAUAGAGAGCUGCUAGAGUCACGAUUAGGACACAGAGGAAUAUUUAUCAGAGUCAAAUUGUUAGGGCUUGUAUAGAACUCCAACCCUGUAACAUAAAGUCAUAGUCACACUUUGGGGUUUUUAUGUUUUCUAAGAGUGUUUAAGUGACUAUGCCAGUCAAGUGUUGUUGUUUUACUUCUCCCAGCUUCCUUUGGCACUUCCUCUGUCAGUUUAGCAAUGAUAGAUUUUUUUUUUUUUCUGUAGGUUUGGGAGGAAGCGAAGAAGACAAAAAGUUCCUCUCUGAACCUCUGAGGGUCGGCUGGAGUCAGAGCAGCUGAGAGCAGCAGUGAUUGAUUUUUUUUCUUGAAAUCACGACUUCCUGUCUCGUUAUCUUGAGAACAAACUCAGAAUUAAAGUAUUUUGCCGAACCAAGAUAAUAAUAAUCCGAUGUAGUAUCUGCAUAGUCGUGAUCAUUUCUUGUUUUCUAGCCGGAUUAUGUGCAACAGGAGGAUUUAAUAUAAAUUAUCAUAUAAUCAAAUCAUCAUUUUGACUUCAUAUUUCUUCAUUUCAAACAUUCGGCGUUGGUUUUUUUUUCACAUGAGCUCGUUUAUUCUGAAAAUAAUAAUUUUAAUUAAUAUUUGAAUCAAGAAUAAUAAUAUUUGAAAUAAUAUAAUAAUGAAUAAAUACAAUAAUAUAAUGAAUAAUAAUUUUGAAAUACAUGUAUUUUUUUUCAUGUUUAAGCAGCUUGUUUUCUUAUCACUGCACAUUCAUUACACUCAACACCAAAACAUUAACAAGUGUCAGAGUGCCCCUUCUUAUCUGAUCUGACUCCCACGAACACUUACCACAUUGGUUCCCAACCUGUGGGCCGGGGCCCUCUGGUGGUUCACGCAGGUGUUGCAAGAGGGCCGACAAAUCAUUUGCAAAAACUGUACAUUUUUGGGUGAAAAGAUGUAAUUAUAAAGGAAAUAAUAGGUUUAAUAAAAAUGAUGAUGAUAAUGAUGAUGAUGAUGAUGAUGAUGAUGAUGAUGGUGAUGAUGAUGAUGAUGAUGAUGAUGAUGAGCCAAAACAUGAAGUUCCUGCUUAUUUGUGUAACCAGCUAAAGUAGAACUUCACAGGAUGCUCCACGUCCCUCAUUUUAAAGCUUCUGAUAUUUCCCCUCUAAAACAACACAAAACCUAAAAUCACAACUUUAUUCUCAUUAUAUUAUGACUUUAUUCUUGAAAUUUCACAUUUUUUCGUCAGUGUGGCCCUAAUACUUCGCCGUGCCCGUCACUGAUAAACUAAUGGUUAAAUGAAAGGAAAAGAAAGUCCAGAGACAGAUGGAGAAUCAACAUGUGAGCUCAGACAGCGUCCCCUGCUUCACUUCAGUCCUGAAUGUUUGAUCAUAAUCAUUCAAAUAAAAAGUGCUCUGAGAAGACAUUAUUUGACCUCUGUGUUCUUACGGGGUUGGAUUUGGACCAUGAGCUGGAAAAGGUUGGGAACAUCCGUCACAGACAUUUAACAUAAGCAAAACGUCAGUGUGCCCCUUCUGAUCUGAUCCCACCACCACAAACACCUACAACAUCUGUUUCUGUGGCUACAUUGAUUAGCCGGGCUAAUGAUAAUAAUACUAAUAAUAACAAUCGCUCAUAAAUACAAGAUAAACAAGAUGAGGUCUCAAGUUUGGUGAAUGUUGUCUUUGUUGUUAUAACGACACAAACUGUGUCUCUAACGACUGUGUUUCUGCUCUUCCUUAAGUAUUCUCAAGAUAACGAGAUAAUGAAGUCAUGAUCUCUAAAUAAAAUAACAGCUGUUUCCAGUCAGAGCUGCUCUCAGUGUAGUUUAGUUUCUUUUUCAGGGAGAGACCGCUGUGAGUCAGGCUGUAGAUUUAUUGACUAAAUAAUGAGGUUGUAUCUUACACCACUUAAAGCCAAAGGUUCCUGUGGACAUAUCUGGCGUGUUUCUGUGUAUAAGAUUCUACAUAGGUAUGAAUUAUGAGAUAAGUUAAAAAAAAAAAAAAAAAUUAAAAAAAAAAAAAAAAAAAGGAUUGCCAUGGCAACUAAACUGUUCAACCAUUUAAUUUCUUGGUUAGACGUGAAGAAAAAUUAGGGCCAGGUGAAAACAAACAAACAAAAAAAAACACACGACAGGUAAACGUCAGGUUCUAGGGGGAAGGAGGUCAAACUUCACUGAAUCACUGAAUUCUGGCCAACCAGACGUAGAUGUUUUUUAUAUAAACUUCCAGUAUAUUCAUUGGUAUAACUGAUAAUUUUUAUAUUACAGGAGAGAUUUAAAAAAUAUAUAAAGCAGUGGCCGAAGCCGCUGGGUCUAUUUUAUCAUUUUGUUAAUUUUGUUUUUGCCUUUGUUUUUGUUUUUUUUUUUGUUUAUUUUUUUGUUUUUUCUUUCAUAAUCAAACUUUAUGGGGGGUAAAGUAUAAUAAUCCAACAAUGUAUUAUAUUUGAACUGUGCAGUGAAGAUGUUCUCUUAUAUGAAAUACACAAUGGUAUAAUGUUUUAGAUUUAGAUGAGUAGAUCAGUUGUUAGGGCGAGCUAUCUCAUUUUCUAUCAAAUCAUAUUCUGAUUUUUAUUAACUCUUUACAGAUAAUGUAAUCACCGUGUAGAUACUCUCAUCUUUUAUUAUCAUUGUUAUUUUUUUAUUUCUGGUCGGCUGUACCGUUUUGCACAUUGUAAUUUUCACGUAAACCUGACACAUAUCAGUGCUGUAGUUGUAAUUUUUCAGUUCAGAUUUUUGUUUCUUAAUGUGACAUCCUGUCUGUUAUUUUCUAGAACUCAGACUUUACUCUUUGAAAAAUUAACUGUUUGAAUAUUACAAUACAUAAAUAAAUAUGGGAAAUAACUGAUUUGUGAACAGGCUUAUCUCUGAUGUAAAUAGAAGUUAAUGGAAUAAAUCUGUAGUGUAUUUGAAAAGCGCUACACGGGCGACGGGAGCUCGGCUACGGCUGCACUGCAAGCCAGCCUACGGGCCGCUUCCCGCACCACAUUCUGUUUACAACUAUUCCCAAUUAGUGGUGUCGUUACAUAUCUCUCCUUUUUUGUAUUUAUAAUGAAUUAGAUAGGAACAACUCUCAGAUGCAUCACAUUAUUAAAAAAAAAAAAAAGGCAGCAGUAAGAGCCGCGGUGGCCCGUGUGGCUCGGCCGGUUCAAACCGUCGUCUGUGUGCUGUGUGUGAGGACUGGAGACUGGAUGACUCACAGUCCUCACCAUGCUGAAUGUCUGACUCCGCAACUACUUUAUCCAAGCUCUGCUUCCAGUAGGUGUUGUGGUUCAAAACAAGGCUUCCUACUUCCUACUCAUUGUAUGUGCAUGUACUAUGGUUCUUCCACUAAUCAAUAACCAUCAAUAAAGUUUUGUUUUCUCAAGA
Messenger RNA from Seriola aureovittata, 5245 nucleotides. RefSeq names its product RNA binding fox-1 homolog 1 (gene rbfox1). The transcript has 11 exons. Gene Ontology annotation, biological process: nervous system development; regulation of alternative mRNA splicing, via spliceosome. Gene Ontology annotation, cellular component: nucleus; cytoplasm. Lineage: Eukaryota; Metazoa; Chordata; Actinopteri; Carangiformes; Carangidae. The coding region runs from base 417 to 1472 and encodes 351 amino acids. Gene Ontology annotation, molecular function: mRNA binding. The record is from RefSeq and is a predicted model, not a curated record.